AUGGCUUCUUCAUCCUCAUCUCAUCAACGAAAUGCUUUCUCUAGAACCAACAAAAUGAGAGAAGUAGAAGAAUCUUCGGGAUCGUUUGAUGUGUUUAUCAACCACGAAGGCCCCGAUGUCAAACAAACUCUGGCUACUCAGAUUUACAAUUUUCUCAAGGAGCGAGACAUACAAGUAUUUGUUGAUUCGCAAGAGACGACGCUUGGAGAGUCGUUUCAUUCAAUCAUUGAGACCGCGAUUAGUUCUGCUUCAGUGCUUAUCGCAAUAUUUUCAAAAAAAUAUGCAGAGUCAACUUGGUGUCUGGCUGAGCUGGUUCUUAUGUUACAAAGUAAGGCCAAGAUUAUUCAUGUGUUCUACGAAGUGGAGCCGUGGGAACUCCGCCACAUAGAAAAGGGAGUAUAUGCUGAGGCUUUUCGUAAACAUGAAAGCGACAAGAGGCAUCUGGACAAGAUUGAGAAGUGGAAGGAAGCCCUUCAACAAGUUUCAUACACCGCAGGCCACAUAUUCAAAAAUUCAGAGUAA
Molecule: messenger RNA, 522 nt
Organism: Cryptomeria japonica (Japanese cedar)
Lineage: Eukaryota; Viridiplantae; Streptophyta; Pinopsida; Cupressales; Cupressaceae
Product: disease resistance protein Roq1-like
Exons: 1
Coding region: 1-522 (173 amino acids)
Biological process (GO): signal transduction
Source: RefSeq, a predicted model, not a curated record